UUCCUCUUACACUUUUUAAGUAAUAAAGCAAAACGGAGGAGUCUUGGGCAUGGCGACGACGCUGCUAAACUCCUAAAACCCUAACCCUAAAACCCCAAUCUACGACCACCGAUCUUUCGUCAUCCCACAACGCCAUGAACGUCGAUCGCGACCAAUCUCACCUCACUACGAAGGUCCAGACCCUUCAAACCCUAACCGCUGGCCCCCUUUCCUCCUCGAUCGCCAAGCUCUCCGCUUCCUCACGCUGCAUUCCUUCCGACAAGGACUUUCACUUCUACCGCAACUUCGACGAAUUCAAGGUCCCGAUCGCCGAUAUCGCCAGGGAAUCGCGGUCGAUUCUUGAAGCCAUCGGUGCCUCCGGGAGCAUUUGGGGCAGGGAGGCGGCAACAGCAACGGCAGGGGCGUUCCCCGCCGACAUGGACGAAGCGUACGACUGGAUGGUGAGCGUUAACGACGACAUUUUGGAACGGUUUGACGUGUUGGCGGACGAGUGCAGGAGGGUUCGUCAGCAGCAGGAGGAGGCUGGGCGUCCGGCGAGUGCAGCGGCGAUGGAGGGUUCUGACGACGGCUUUCAGUUGGUUUGUGGGAAGAAAAAGAGAGGGAGCAGUCGUUUGGGGUCUCUGGGGAAUGUGACCAUGGAUUCAGAGACGAGUUUGGCGGCGUCGGCCGUUAAGGUAGCAACGAAGGACAAGAAGACAGCGGGGCCGAAGCCAAAGGUUCCGUUUCACAUACCAACAAUUCGGAGGCCUCAGGAAGAGUUUAACAUACUGGUUAACAAUUCAAACAUGCCUUUUGAGCAUGUUUGGUUGGAGAGGAGUGAUGAUGGUCUGAAGUUUAUUCAUCCACUGGAAAAACUCAAUGUUUUGGACUUUGUUGACAAAGAUCUUGGUAAUCUUGUGCCAGUCAAACCUUCCUCCCUAGAUAGCACCCCCUUCAAGCUAGUGGAUGACGUCAAAGGUUUGAAGGAGUUGGCUGCUAAGCUGCGUUCUGUUGAUGAAUUUGCGGUUGAUUUGGAGCACAAUCAAUAUCGAUCAUUCCAAGGGUUGACCUGUCUGAUGCAAAUCUCAACAAGAUCUGAAGAUUUUGUUAUAGACACUUUGAAACUCCGUAUUCAUGUUGGACCCUAUCUAAGGGAAAUCUUCAAGGAUCCUUCGAAGAGGAAGGUCAUGCAUGGUGCUGAUCGAGAUAUUGUGUGGCUCCAACGAGAUUUUGGCAUUUACAUUUGUAAUUUAUUUGACACUGGCCAGGCUUCAAAGGUGUUAAAAUUGGAGAGAAAUAGUUUGGAGUAUCUUCUGCAUCACUUCUGUGAGGUUACUGCAAACAAAGAAUACCAGAAUGCAGAUUGGAGGUUACGCCCUCUUCCUAAUGAGAUGCAAAGAUAUGCAAGAGAAGAUACACACUAUCUGCUGUAUAUGUAUGAUUUGAUGAGGAUUAAGCUAUUUUCGAUGCCUAAGGAGUCUGAAAGUUCUGAUACACCUCUGGUAGAGGUGUACAAGCGCAGUUAUGAUGUCUGCAUGCAGCUAUAUGAGAAAGAACUUUUGACAGAGAACUCCUACCUCCACAUAUAUGGGUUGCAAGGCGCUGAUUUUAAUGCUCAACAGCUUGCCAUUGUUUCAGGCCUUUGUGAAUGGCGGGACCUUGUUGCUCGGGCAGAGGAUGAGAGUACUGGAUAUGUAUUGCCAAAUAAAUCUCUUCUUGAAAUUGCUAAACAGAUGCCUCUCACUACAAGCAAGCUGCGGCGAUUGGUAAAGUCAAAGCAUCCAUACAUUGAACACAAUCUUGAUACUGUUGUCAGCAUAAUUAGGAAUUCCCUUCAAAAUGCUGCUGCCUUCGAAGAAGCUGCCCAACAAUUGAAACAACUUGCUGCUUCUGCAUCAGAAGUUGUAAAUGUCAAAGGUGGAAGUGAAGAUGCGCAGCAACACACACAAAACUCAAAGGUUGGAAAUGCUAUUCGAAUUGAAAACACUAGUUGUGUUAAUAUCCAAGGGAAUUCACUUACAUUCCUAGACCUUAAACAGGAAACUAUCCAGCAACAGGGUACAAACGUUCUUGUAAAAGUCAAGCCUGCAAGCCACCCUUCAGAGCCCCCAAGGGACAGUCUUACUAUUGCAGAGCAGCAUAAGGAUGGAAAUGGUAGCACAUUUGCAAUCACAAAGGGAAAUGGUGCCACUGUUCAAGUGCUAAAAAAACCUACUGGCGCUUUUGGAGCACUGCUGGGAAAUUUAGCUUCAAAGAGGAAGCUUGAUCCUGAUAAGGGCAAGGAAGAUACCAAGCUGGAGCAGAUUAAAUCUUCAGUUAAUCUUCCUUUCCAUUCAUUUUCGGGCAGAAAUGAGAAGCCAAAUCCUGUGGUAGAACCUCCUACUGUAGCAUCUGAAACAUCUGACUUACAGAAACCUAUUUUAGAACCAGUUUCCACCUCCAGUCUAGAAGAGAUCAUAAUGCUCGAGUCCGGUGUGGGUGAAGAAAAUACAGAGCAGAAUGACCAAGAAAAUUCUAACGAGCACAGGGAGAAAAACUCCAGCGUGUCCACUUCAGGAGAAGAGGACGACAACAACGAGCCAUCUUCUCUCUCAGAAUUGUCAUCAAGCUUUCAAAAGUGCUUUCAGUCAAACAAUAAACAGAGUAAAACCAAACAACCCAAGAAACUAGAUCAACCCGGUGGCUUGUUGAAGCUGAAGCCGUUUGACUAUGAAGAGGCUAGAAAACAUAUCAAGUUUGGGGAAAAGACAAAUCAUUCAUCUCCGGAGAAUGAUGAUAGCCAUAGAGAGCAAGAUGACUCAGGUAGCAAGAAGAAACGUUCAACGGGACAGGGACAGGGGCAAACAAGUGAUUUGGCAAAACAAUUGCCGCAAGGUAGAAGACGCCAGGCAUUUCCAGCUUCUGGGAAUCGUAGUGCAACUUUCCGCUAUGAUUCAUGAAUGCUAUGUACAAAGUAAAUUGGAAACCAAAAUGUUGCAUUUAAGAAUCACAUGUCUUGUCCCUUAAUUUUACGUGUUUCAUUUACAAGAAUGAGAACUUUUUGAAGCUGAGCAGCACUUAAC
Molecule: messenger RNA, 3041 nt
Organism: Arachis ipaensis
Lineage: Eukaryota; Viridiplantae; Streptophyta; Magnoliopsida; Fabales; Fabaceae
Source: RefSeq, a predicted model, not a curated record